This is a messenger RNA of Colletotrichum truncatum, 1317 nucleotides long. RefSeq names its product FAD binding domain-containing protein. Gene Ontology annotation, molecular function: FAD binding; oxidoreductase activity. The record is from RefSeq and is a predicted model, not a curated record. Lineage: Eukaryota; Fungi; Ascomycota; Sordariomycetes; Glomerellales; Glomerellaceae.
AUGCUCUGUCCAAACGAUCAGUUACUUCCAUCAUUUUAUCAUCACAAUAUGGAAACCGUAAGCAAAGUUCUUGUCACCGGAGCAGGUCCUGUUGGCUUAACCGUUGCCUUGCGUCUUGCCCAAUCCGGAAUCCAUGUCGACAUGAUUGAAAAGAAUAUCGGGCUGAAUCCCACAACACGAGCAGCCGGCUAUUAUGGCGCAACCUUGGUUGCCCUGGCUCGAACUGGAGUUCUCGACAAAGCAGUGGCUAUUGGUACCCACAGCAAUAGUCUUUGCUGGAGGAAGCCUUUGGCUGACGACGACAACGGUGGGAAAAGAUUAGGUGAUAUCAUUGCUAAAAUGGCAUUUCCUCCAAUCGAAGUCGGGCCAGGCCAGAAGCCUCUAUCCGCUCUCCUCCUUCCGCAGUGUAAAUUAACGAAGCUACUCUACGACGAAGCCAUAUUGACCGGCCGAGUUUCCGUAAAAUUCGGUUGUGAACUAAUAGGAAUUGAGGACAACGGAGACGAGAUCCAUGCCCGCGUCAAAAGAGUCGAUACUGGUGAAGAAGAAACCUACACGGCGUCAUUUCUGGUAGGCGCCGAUGGGGCCAAGUCGGCUACCCGCAAACUCCUCGAUAUACCAUUCAAAGGCCAUAGCUGGCCGGAAAGGCUUGUUGCCAUUGACUGCAUCUUCGAGACCCCCCCGGAUAUUGCGGCAAUGCCUACUUCGUUUAUCGUUCACCCCGUGCAUUUUGGCAUCAUCACCCCGCUAGACCGUUUCGAAAUUGGGAAGAAGAGCAAGUUCAGGGUUGCAGCUGCUGUGGACCCCAAAGACGACCUCUCAGAUGAGGAGCUCAUAUCCGCGGAAUAUACAAAAACACUCAUGGAGAAGAUGGUGCCCGGGCCCCGACCGCUCGAAACUGAAGUGACUCAUGUUGCCCUCUACCGAAUUCACCAACUCUGCGCGUCUACGUUCCGGCGCGGAAGAUGCGUGCUGGCCGGAGAUGCCGCGCAUCUGAACAAUCCUUUUGGAGCAAUGGGUCUCUCCAACGGACUCCUUGAUGCGGAUGCGCUGUCCGAUGCACUAGAACUCAUAAUUAACAAGGGAAAUCCGCUCAGUAUUCUCGAUGUGUACUCUCACGAGCGUUUAAAAGUGUUCCAGUUCUUCGUCGACCCUACAACGACUCAGAACAAACUGCGUUGUGCCAGCGACCCAGAUCGAAUUACGGAUGAUUGGAUGAUCAGCGCGCUGCUUAAUGACAAUAGAACCCUAAAGAAGGGUUUCGCAAAGCAAUUUGUUGAGCAAUGGCGAACAGACAUGAGGGCUUUGGUUGGCUAG